Messenger RNA from Patiria miniata (bat star), 4898 nucleotides. RefSeq names its product vesicle-associated protein-like. The record is from RefSeq and is a predicted model, not a curated record. The transcript is spliced from 2 exons. NCBI's taxonomy places the organism in Eukaryota, Metazoa, Echinodermata, Asteroidea, Valvatida, Asterinidae. Bases 606 to 1466 code for a protein of 286 amino acids.
UCAGCAGGUGGAGGAAUUGGUGGGGAUUUGGAGGCCUUGGUGGAAUUGGAGAUGGAAAAGUUGAUGUUGAUGUCUCAGCACCUAAACCAGAUGGCUCACUGUCAGCAGGUGGAGGAAUCGGUGGGGGAUUUGGAGGCCUUGGUGGAAUUGGAGAUGGAAAAGUUGAUGUUGAUGUCUCAGCACCUAAACCAGAUGGUUCACUGUCAAUAGGUGGAGGAAUUGGUGGGGGAUUGGGAGGCCUUGGUGGAAUUGGAGAUGGAAAAGUUGAUGUUGAUGUCUCGGCACCUAAACCAGAUGGUUCACUGUCAAUAGGUGGAGGAAUUGGUGGGGGAUUUGGAGGUCUUGGUGGAAUUGGAGAUACAAAAGUUGAUGUUACAGCACCCAACCCAGAAGGUUCUCUCUCUGUUAGUGGUCCUGAUGUAAGUGGAGAUGGCAUUAGUGGCAAUUUUGGUGGAGGCAUUGGUGAUGGUGCAGGUGGUAGCUUUGGGGGUGGAGAUAUUGACAUUGAAACUAAAGCACCAAAACCAGAUGGCUCAUUUUCUGUAGGUGGAGGUCUGGCCUUGGCUGGUGAGGGAUUUGGUAAAGAUUUUGGAGGUGACCUAGAUAUGGUUACACCUAAGGUUGAUGACAGUGUAAAAGCAGUCAAACCAAAAGCCAACGCAUCAGCUGGAGGUUUUGUUGGCAGAGGCCUUGGAGGUGGUAUUGCUGGAGGCUUUGAUGGCAUCGGAGAUGGAAAAAUUGAUGUGGAUACUGCAAUACCCAAACCAGAUACCUCAUUCUCUGCAGGUGGAGGGAUUGAUGUAGGCCUUGGCUUUAGUGGAGACCACAAGGGAGAUAUUGGUGGAAUCGGAAAUGGAAAAUUUGAUGUCAGUGGGGAGUUUGGCAGCGAUGAUAUUAAGCCUGAAGUUGACAUGAAUGUCAAAGCAGCUAAACCAGAGGGUUCAUUAAGUGGAGAGAUCGGUGGCAUUUUGACUGGUGGCCCUGAUAUUGGCAGUGGUCUCGGAGCAGAUGUUGACAUUGAUGUUGGUACAACAAAACCCGACAUGUCAAUGGGCGGCCUGGAUGGAAUUGGAAUGGGAGGCACAGCUGGCGAUAUUAGUGGUGAUGUUGGUGUUGGCUUAUCUGGUGGAGCCAAAUUGGGCCUACCUGAAGUAACAGGUUCUGCUAGUACUAAAACUGAUGGUAAAAAGCGGAAGAAAAGAGGAAAAGGAAAGAAGAAAAAGGAUCAUGAGGGAUCAUCAGUCGAUGGUGCUGUUUCAGUAGAUGUACCAAGUGCAGACAUCGGAGUAGUGGGCGGGGAUGGUGGAGAAGUUGACGUUGACAAAGCUGCUUCUGGAGGACUUUCUGUUAAACUGCCAGAAAUGUCGGGCUCAUUAGCAGGCAAAGCUGACGUUGAUGUUAAAACAGAAUCAAAGGCUCGUCCAAAGAAGAAAAAGAAGGAAAGAAAGGAUUCUUUGGGUCAAUAGGCCUGUCCAGAGAUUCUACUUCUAGCUCCAGCUCUAGCUCCAGUUCAUCUUCUGACUCUGAUGAAGGUAUUGGCUCCAGAAUAAUGUCAACAUUUGGAUUUGGCAAAAAAGACUCCAGUGACUCUGAUAACCCCAAUUCAAAUAACACAACAAUACGCAGACUGAUGGUACACAAACAAUUGAAACAAGACACGACGACAUGGAACUCAAUGUGAACAAUAAUGCAAAUGGAGAUGAUGCUGAUGAUUCAGCUGCAUAUGCCAAAGAACAUUCCCACUCCAAAGGAAAGAAGUCUUUGGGGAAGUUUUUCAGCCGCAAAGGUCGACAAACCAUUGUUCAAAUACCAGACGAAGACACUGCUGAUGAAGUAGGACUCCAUGGAGUAGACAGUUUGCACUCCAGUAGAUCUGAUGGGGAUGUUACCGAUGCAGACACAACUGCCACCUAUGGGUAUGCAAGUACAAGGUAGUGUGACACAGUACCCCACCACAAGCCACUUGCCGACAAUGACCACAGCCGGGGGAUCCUUUGGCAGUACCUUAGGUAUGCCUGAGCAGAAACACAGCGAGUAGUGAUGCCUUAGUACCACCAAUGUCAUCAGCAAAAAAGUGAGUGCGGUUGCCUGCAAAUAUACUUUGAUCCCAAUUUAACAAAUACCCACAUGUACUAAACUCUUUUGCGCAUGAUCCCAUCCUUCAAAACGCACGUGCACUUACCUACUUUAUUUGUUUGGUUUUGUAGUUCAGUUUUGAAAAGGAACUUCUUCACUGCUAUGUCAACUUGUUUGAUUCGUAAAAUUAUGAAAAAGUAAUUUUGCUUUGUACAUUCGCCAGGUAGAAACUAUGGCUGUUGUAGCAAACAUUAGUGAGUUUAAAUAGGUGUUAAUAAUGGUAAUUAAAACUUAUAACUUCUAGUUAUCUAUUACUUGUUCAUGGUUUAAUAAUAAAAAUGCAUCUCCAGUUUCCAUGUUCAGGUAUCUAUUACAGUAAUCUUUGUAAAACAAGUAAUAUUCCCAUAACCCACCAACACAUCACUUAAAAAGCUAAAAUUGCGCACCAUAUCAGGCUUGUGAUGGCAGUUAAUAUUUUUUCUACAAGACAUCCUUAUGAAAACAUUUUCUGAAUGUCACGUUUUGUUAUGUGUUCAUAUUUAAUCAGAUAAUUUAUGAUUUCUAAAUAUUAGGUAAUUGUAAUGCUAGUUAUUGUUAAUGUAAUUGUGACCUUUUUUUGUGCGUUACCUUCAAUUCUUUGUCUUUGGAAAGGAUCUUGAUAUUGUUGAAAAAAAAUGUAUUUUGAAUUGAAGAAUUUGUUAACAUUUUAAUAAGAAAUUCACAAUGUAAAAGCUGUAAUUUACUCUUUGGGUUUUUUUCGGUGUGAUAAACCCCAGGCAGAGAUCACCACUAUAGCUGCUUUAUGAAUCAAGGGACACUUGAGGCUUUUCGAUUUGUGUGCUGAAAUGCUUGCGAUAUCUAUUGUUCAUUCAACUUGCACAGCUGGAUAAAGUACUUUGUCCAAGAUAUAAAGCCAAAUUGAGAAAUCAGAAAUGGUGGAAAAUAAUGUGGGAUAUCAGCAUAUGGUAGUGUUUGAAAAAGUUAUAGAAGGGAAACUUGCCUAAGUAAUUCAUGACCAGUUGUCUGUUUGGCUUCAGCUCAAGGUUCAUUGUUGAAUCACAUGGUGUACCGUAAAUCAUUUUUAACAAUCUAAAAGGCUGUUAUUGAAAAAACUUCCAUGGCAAUGUGUGUUUCUUUUCUGAUGACAAUCUAUCACUGUUGCACCUAAUAGUUUGGUAACUUUCAACUAAGAGGUGAAGUUAAAACCUUUGUUGGCUAACUGAAUGGAUAUAUUUUGGUACAAUUCUUGUGAGAAAUUGCUAUCAAGGCAUGUUUCAUUAUUCAUAUAAUUAUGUAUCUUGAAAAGAAUUUCUUGUGUACAUCAUGCUAACCUAUAACUUCAUUACGCUGCAAAAUGUUCAGCCUUUAUGAAUUAAAAAAUGUUACAUGUACCUCAAUAUAAAAAAAUUCAACUAAAAUGCUUGGUGUUGGUUUCCUUGAGAAUUUUAUACUUUAUUGCAAUUUUGACAACAAAUUAACUUUAAUUUUGAAUUUGAACUCAAAUGAAACUGCAACCAGGAACAGCUAUUUCAUUUUAAAGAUUUGGAAGCUAACUAUAUUUUGAUUUUCAGCUUAAAAUGUAUCACAAAAUUGACUUGUUAACAAGAGAACGAUUUGUAAGGAAUUACAUAUAAGGACACUUUCAGGUGCAAAGCAGAUAACCCAUGCCUUGUAAAUAAUGAAAUUUGUUCAAAACCAAAUAAUUGAACAAACUUGUAUGUAUGUAGUGUUUGUCAAGUUGGUGAAAUGUACAGGUUCAAAUUUUGAAUGCGCUGGCUGACUCAUUAGUACUAAACCCUUUGUAUAUUCAUAAUUUUUUUAUACAUUGCUACCUUUUACCAGUAGUGUCUAUGUACGGUAUAAAUAUCUAUCCACUGUCUUGUAACCUUAUUAUACCUGCCACUUACAAAAUUGCAAUAUUGUGUAUCGUAAAAUUCCUUCCAUGUUUAACAUUUAUAUAACUAAGUUGGUAGGAUAUCAGUAACCUGUCGUAGUCUUAAGGUGUAGAUCUAGCUUUCAAAACUAUAUUUUCACAUUAAUAUUGGAACGUAGAGUGAGCUGCGUAAUGACUGUUACAGGUCAUCUAACCACUUGUAAAUGGCUCCCUGUGAUGAUCAUGCAUAGAUGACAGUGUCCUAGAAAAUAUGUUGAAGUAAUCACUUAAGAGUUUUUGUGUAAUUGUAUUUAGACAUUUAUCGUAUUGAGUAGAGUUAACGUUUUGUUACAUUUUCACUAAAAACACUAAUAAGGUAAUUUACAGGGCCUAUAUAGAUUUAUAUGAAAUGCACAAAAAUCUGAAAAGAUUAGCAAAUAGGAUUCCACCUUCUGUGCCUUAACAGCAAAAGUAAGGAAUUUCGGAGAAUGAUUUUUUUAAUAAUUAUAAGCCGGUGGUUAGUAUUGCAACACUGUAAUUUAUAUCUUUAAAAAUGAUCGCUUGAAAAUUGUAGAUCUGCUAGUGAUGGGAGUAACAUCUUUUGAAAGGCCCCCACCCUAAGCAAAACCUGACAUUAACAGUGUCUACAAUUGCAGCUAUGAAACCAAUCUUUCUGACAAUUGCACCUUUAUUGUGUCAGUUUCAAUACUAACCACUCAGUGAGCAUUGCGUUCAAGCAGUACAAAAUGCCUGAUGCUUGUAUAUCUGUGCUUCCAGAUUAAAAAGUAAAGCUUUUCACAGUGCCUUGUAUAUAAAACAAAAAACUGUUUAUUUUUGGUGUAGACAUUGGUUUAGUCAUUAUGUCUUGCACUGGAUGAAUGGAUUUGAUAAUUAUUUUUCUUUAAACGUUUGUGGGUUCUUUGCAAAUAAAACAUAACAUGAAAUGAAA